AUCAAAUUGGUCAAGCAUGGAUGAUUAUGUGUUGCGUGGGGACGCGGCGGCGGCGUUGGCGGAAUCUCUAGCGGAUGCAGCGCCGCCUGCGUCGCAGAAGAAGCGACAACGACAGACCACCAUCCACCACGGCCACAAAGUGGUGUCAGAGGAGCGCGUACAGUACCUGAAAGAGGAGCUAGACGGCGCCAAAACUGCUGCCAACAUGCUGAGCAUCCUGGGUGCGCUAGAGCAGCUCUUCAUAUCGCUCGAGAUGUUGGAGAAGACGAGCAUCGGCGUCGCGCUCACGAGACUCUCGAGACGCGCAGAGUCACCCGAAGUGCAGGACAAAGCCAAGAAGCUACUGAAAGUAUGGAAAAACACGGCCAAGAAGGCCAUGAGACGUCGAAAAAGACGCGUCGAGACGUACGGACGCAACUACGCCGAGUGAAUCUUGCAAUUCCUAUCAUUUAUUACACGUACAGAGGCAGAAAGCGUCGUUUCUCUAUUAAAAUUGCAGUUUUUAGUGGCAUUUCUAGCACUCAACAUCUUGCGAUAUGCGUCGUGAGCUGGAGGCAGUGCGUGCACGUUGAGCAGACAGCGUCAUGUCGGCACGGACGAGAUAUCCUAAGAAGCCGAAGUACAGACAGCAAGUGCCUCCCAGCGCCACGAUUCCAAUGCCACCGAGUGCGAGUCCUUCGAGGUUCGUGAACAAUAAGUACAAGUUGAUCACACACACCAGCCCUCCAAGCAGCCAGCCCGUCACGACUGUAGCUUUACUGUUCGCGAAGUCGCCCAUUAUUUCAGAAGAACUGGUGAAGAUCAGCACUGGGAGCAACGCGAAUGGCAACUGGAUGGACUGUAACACGUUGAGUAACUCGUCCAUGUGGUCGCUGUCUGCGGGGUUUUGCUGACUCAAGAUGGCUACAGUCAUGGCAGGAACGAGAGACACACAUCGAGUCAACGCCACACGCUUCCACGGUGACAAGUGGAGCUGCAAAAAGCCUUCCAUAACGAAUUGACCUGCGUACGUUCCCGUCAUCGUGGAGCUUUGUCCAGCCGCCAAUAGACCGAUAGCCCAAAUAGUAUCCGCAUACUGACCCAGCAUCCCGCUAAGUGCAACGCCGGCUUGAGACAAGCCAAUCUCCUGGCACAUUCCCUCUCCUCCGCUUGCCAAUUGACAAUAGCCUCUGAAGAAAAGAACCCCUUU
Phytophthora nicotianae INRA-310 is the source of this 1189-nucleotide messenger RNA. RefSeq lists its product as hypothetical. The transcript is spliced from 2 exons. The record is from RefSeq and is a predicted model, not a curated record. The coding region runs from base 17 to 430 and encodes 137 amino acids. NCBI's taxonomy places the organism in Eukaryota, Oomycota, Peronosporomycetes, Peronosporales, Peronosporaceae.